UUUGCAGUUCACAUUCUACUUAUUGGCUCUUGAAGGCAGACAUGCAUUCACAGGAUCCCUCUAAACUAUGAGGGGAAAAUGCUUUACAACAUGAAUCUAGACGCCACGAUUCAAAUGGGCACCACCAGCAGAUCAUAACCGGACUUUUCUGAUUUGUGCUGAGGAUUAUUUCAGAUUAGUUAUGGUGGAAAAGGAUGGUUGUUAUUCUUGUUUGGCAGCACUCAGGGUUCUGCGAGUUUCCCUUGUGGAUGAACUGGAAGGACAGAUUGACUCUCUGCUGGAAAUCUUAGUAAGUCAGGAAGUAUUCACCCGUGAUGACCGUGAGGAGGUUUUGUGUCAGUUGGGGCCUCGCGCAAGAGUGAGGAACGUGUUGGAUAUUCUGGCGUGUAAAGGCGAGGAAGCAGCUGAGAUUUUUCUCUCAAUUAGGAGUCAUCAUCAGCAAGAGGCACAGAAACCAUCCGAAGAAGGCCACACGGAUCAGCCUCAAUUCGUAGAGUAUAACAAAGUCAAACAAAAGCAUAAAGACUUCCUCACACGUCGGAGUGAGAGCAUGCUCUUCUACAACACUCGACACGGAGAGAAAAUCCUUUUUUCCGAACACUAUGUCAAUCUCUUGUUGGCCGACGGACACCAGUGCUUGGAGAGAAAAAGACAUGAGGUGCUGACAUUUGGACAAAAGCGACUAUCUAUGCAGCAGAAGUCAGCAGUGCAUAGGAAAAUUGCACCAGCCGAACUCUUUUCAAGCGCAAAUGGAAACCGUCCAGUCAAGAAAGUUCUGGUGUCAGGGGUGGCCGGCAUCGGAAAAACCAUCCUGGUGCAGAAGAUGCUGUUUGAUUUUGGGGGAAACAGGGACCAUCUUGGAUUUGACUUCAUCAUCCACAUGACAUUCAGAGACCUGAAUCUGAUUGACAAACCUACAAACUUCCGGAAGCUGGUCUUGCGUAAAAACAGACACCUGUCUAAGGAACUAGAUGCCAUUUUAGCAAAUGACAAGAAACUGCUGAUCAUCUUAGACGGCUUUGAUGAGUUCAGACACUACAGGAGCUGUGAUGUAGACGCAUUUGUGACUGAGCCAGAUGAAGAUGCAGAGGUGGUGGAGGUCGUUGGGAGUCUGAUGCAAGGGGAACUGCUGCCCAACGCUUCUGUCAUGCUCACAAGUCGACCUACAGCCAUCAACCACAUCCCUGUGGGCUGCAUCGACCGCUUUGUGCUCAUCACUGGCUUCUCCUUGGCUGAAGUUCAAGACUUCUUCCUACGUUAUUUCCAGGACAGUGCCAUUGCUGACUGCAUGUUCGCAGUGGUAUCAGCGAAUGAACUAAUGCUGACGCUGUGCUACAUACCUGCAUUUUGCUACAUUGUGUGCUGCAUCCUCAAAGAAAGCAAAGACCUGUGUGGGGAGAGCCCCAAGACCAUGACAGACAUUUAUCUGCAGUAUCUGGUGGCCUUGCUUCGCUCUCACACUCAAGCAAGAGCUGAAACAUUUCGUCAAGAACAAAGAGCAGGGGCCGUCCAGAAGCAGUCUGAUAUUGUGCUGAAGCUUGGCCGACUCGCCUUCCAAAAGCUGAUGGAGCAUCAGACACUAUUCUACAGCAGCGACCAAGAUGUUGCAGAGUUAGAGGGAUGCAGCCUUGUUAGUACCUUCCUUGACAAGACAGUGGCACAAGAGCCCGGCUGCACUGAAGAGGUUUACUCCUUUGCGCACCUUACUGUUCAAGAGUUCUUCGCUGCAGUGUAUUGUGCAGUGACAGAUGACCCUUUACCUGAUGUACUUCCACACACUUCAAGUCGUGCGGAGGGGUCCAACAACGGACAUUUGGACCUCUUCCAUCGCUUCCUGUCUGGAAUCCUCUCUGAACGCAAUGCUAAUCUUCUAUCAAGGCAGGUGGGAUUGAGUUGCAAUAAAGACAAAGUGGACAUCUAUCGUCAGAGGAUCAUCAGAGAACUUACAAUGCUAUGUGAGAAUAGGGCCCAAAUCCUAAACCAUUUACACUGCCUGUUUGAGCAACAGGACCCCUCUUUGGCCCUUGCUGUGCAACCAAAUACACUACACGUGAAUGUUAGUGAUGAAACACUCUCCCAAAUGGAUUACAAUGCCAUCAAGUACUUUCUCAACCUUACAAAGGGCAAUAUAUCAGAGCUGGAUCUGACAGGGACGGGAGUAAGCUGUGAGGCACUUAGAGACAUGCAGCCCCUGCUGCUCAGAUGUAACAGACUUUGGCUUGGAGAAAACAACCUCGAUAUGGACACAGCUCAGGUCAUUGCUGAUGUGCUGCGGGUGUCAGAAAGUAUAACCCACCUUGGACUUGGGUGGUCCGACAUUGGUGAUGAUGAACUGCUGGCUCUUUCUAGUGCCAUACGUGUGAAAAAAAAGCUUCAAGAGUUGUGGACAUCCUGUGCUUUCACAGGAUGGAGGGAAACCGAGUGAGCUACAAAGGUCUGCUGUCACUCAGGGACUUGACCCCAAACCCUCUGAAAACAGUUGUAGCCAUAUGGAAUGACCUGACUGACACAGACCCAGAGUCCUUAUGCACUCAAGAAAGCAUAACUGUGAGCUUCACAGAUGACAAUAUAUGGGCAGCGUGGGGGGAAUGGAUCUUCAAAAGGUGUAAGGACAGCAGCAACGAUAAGUUAGUGACGGUACUCAACAAAGUUUGCAACAUAUCAGUCCAUUGCUUAGAAGUCCAGUGGGUGAAGACUUUCU
Messenger RNA from Sander lucioperca (pikeperch), 2701 nucleotides. Its product is annotated as NACHT, LRR and PYD domains-containing protein 3-like. The record is from RefSeq and is a predicted model, not a curated record. The transcript has 6 exons. NCBI's taxonomy places the organism in Eukaryota, Metazoa, Chordata, Actinopteri, Perciformes, Percidae. The coding region runs from base 182 to 2425 and encodes 747 amino acids. Gene Ontology annotation, biological process: regulation of apoptotic process.